AUGGCUUCAGAUUCCAAGGCCUCGGCCGAUGAAUCCAACCAGAAUGACAUCAGUGUGAUGCACGACGAGAACAAAGUGGUUGGAGGCACACACCAAGUCGCAGAAAGGGGCACGCUCGCGACCAAUCAGUAUGGCGAGUCACUCAUCGUUUUUGACAAGGCGGCCGAAGCGAAGCUCCGACGAAAGAUCGAUUUUUACAUCAUUCCGACCGUGUCGCUCCUCUACCUUUUCUGUUUUAUUGACCGAGCAAAUAUCGGCAAUGCGCGAAUCGCAGGAAUGGAGAAAGACCUCGAACUCGUCGGAUACGACUACAACCAGAUCCUCUCCGUCUUCUAUGUUUCAUACAUUGUGUUUGAAAUCCCUUGCACCGUGCUCUGCAAGUACAUAGGUCCGGGAUGGUUCAUUCCCGCCACUUCCCUCCUCUUCGGCAUCUGCUCCGUCGGCACGGCUUUUGUGAAAAGUACGGCCGCUGCUUGUGGUGUGCGAUUUUUACUCGGCGUUUUCGAGGCUGGCAUGUUGCCCGGCAUCGCAUACUACCUCUCCAGAUGGUACCGUCGAAGCGAAUUGGCAUUCCGCCUCUCCCUAUAUAUCGUCAUGGCUCCGCUUGCCGGUGCUUUUGGAGGGCUUCUGGCGUCCGGCAUCCUGAAGCUUUCCCACUUCGGCAGUCUUCAUACUUGGCGUAUGAUCUUCGGCAUCGAGGGCGUCAUCACGAUUGGCCUAUCGCUCAUUUCCUUCUUCACCCUGACCGACAACCCGGGAACCGCACGAUGGCUAUCUCAAGAAGAGAAGGAUCUCGCCAUCGCCCGCGUCAAAUCUGAGCGCAUUGCCGCAACUGAAGUCCUGGACAAGAUCGAUAUGCCAAAACUUCUCAAGGGCAUCUUCAAUCCGGUAACACUUGGAACGUCAUUCAUUUUCCUCCUGGACAAUAUUACCGUGCAAGGCCUUGCCUUCUUCGCCCCUACCAUUGUCAGAACGAUAUACCCAAACAACUCGGUCGUGUCUCAGCAGCUCCAUACUGUACCUCCAUAUGUGGUAGGAGCAUUUAUCACCCUUCUAGUACCGUACCUCAGUUCUAUCACGGAUCGUCGCACCAUCUACUUCAUCGCCUCGGCUCCCUUGAUGAUGGUUGGAUAUAUCAUGUUUCUAGCGAGCACCGACGGCCACGUCAGGUACGGCGCCACUUUUCUUAUUGCCAUGGGUGCAUUCUCUUUCGGCGCCCUCUGCAAUGCACAGGUUUCCGCCAACGUCGUCUCAGAUACUGCGCGGUCUGCCGCCAUUGGCACAAACGUCAUGUUUGGCAAUAUUGGCGGCCUGAUUGCCACAUGGUCUUUUCUGCCAACAGAUGGACCAAACUACCAUAUUGGCAACGGCCUCAACCUUGCCACAUCGUCUGUUAUCUUCAUUAGCUCUAUUUGCCUCCUAGCCUGGAUGAAAUUUGACAACAAGCGACGUGAGAAUAAGAAUAUUGAGGAAGAAUUAGGUGGGUUCACUCAGGGUGCCAUCCAGGACCUUGAUUGGCAGCAUCCUGCUUUCCGGUGGAGGCCAUAA
Messenger RNA from Ilyonectria robusta, 1548 nucleotides. RefSeq names its product major facilitator superfamily domain-containing protein. Gene Ontology annotation, cellular component: membrane. Lineage: Eukaryota; Fungi; Ascomycota; Sordariomycetes; Hypocreales; Nectriaceae. The transcript has 3 exons. Bases 1 to 1548 code for a protein of 515 amino acids. Gene Ontology annotation, molecular function: transmembrane transporter activity. The record is from RefSeq and is a predicted model, not a curated record. Gene Ontology annotation, biological process: transmembrane transport.